This is a messenger RNA of Apodemus sylvaticus (European woodmouse), 1059 nucleotides long. RefSeq names its product trace amine-associated receptor 7b-like. Gene Ontology annotation, molecular function: trace-amine receptor activity. The transcript has a single exon. Lineage: Eukaryota; Metazoa; Chordata; Mammalia; Rodentia; Muridae. The coding region runs from base 1 to 1059 and encodes 352 amino acids. The record is from RefSeq and is a predicted model, not a curated record. Gene Ontology annotation, biological process: G protein-coupled receptor signaling pathway. Gene Ontology annotation, cellular component: membrane.
AUGGCUACAGAUGAUGACAGCUUUCCCUGGGACCAAGACAGCAUCCUGAUCAGAGAUCUGCUCUCUGCCACAUCUGCCCAGCUGUGCUACAAGAACCUGAACAGAUCCUGUGUCAGGAGCCCAUACUCCCCAGGUCCUCGCCUCAUCCUAUAUGCAGUCUUUGGCUUUGGGGCUGUGCUGGCUGUGUGUGGGAACCUCCUGGUGAUGACAGCAAUUCUCCAUUUCAGGCAGCUGCACUCUCCUGCCAACUUCCUGGUGGCAUCCUUGGCCUGUGCUGACUUCUUGGUAGGGGUGAUGGUAAUGCCAUUUGGCAUGGUGAGGUCUGUGGAGGGCUGUUGGUACUUUGGGGACAGUUACUGUAAAUUACACACUUGUUUUGAUGCAUCUUUCUGCUAUUGUUCUCUCUUCCACCUGUGCUUCAUCUCUGUUGAUAGAUACGUUGCGGUCAGCGACCCCCUGACCUACCCCACCAGGUUCACUGCAUCUGUCUCUGCCAAGUGCAUUGCCUUCUCCUGGCUCCUGUCCUUCAUUUACACAGGGGCCAAUGAAGCUGGGCUGGAGGAUCUAGUGAGUGCCCUCACCUGUGUGGGUGGUUGUCAAAUCCUAAUGAAUCAAAACUGGGUCGCCAUCAAUUUCCUAAUAUUUUUUAUCCCCACGCUUGUGAUGAUGACUGUGUACUCUAAGAUUUUCCUCAUUGCUAAACAGCAGGCUCAGAGCAUCGAGAAGAUGAACAAGCAGACUGCCAGGGCAUCAGACAGCUACAAGGACAGGGUGGCCAAGAGGGAGAGGAAAGCAGCCAAAACCCUGGGCAUCGCAGUGGCCGCCUUCCUCCUCUCCUGGCUGCCAUACUUCAUUGAUUCCUUCAUUGAUGCCUUCCUGGGGUUCAUCACGCCUGCGUAUGUGUAUGAAAUCCUAGUCUGGAUAGCUUACUAUAACUCAGCCAUGAACCCUUUGAUUUAUGCUUUCUUUUAUCCUUGGUUUCGAAAAGCCCUCAGACUCAUUGUCACUGGCAGAAUCUGGAGAGAGAAUUCCUCAGUCACCAACUUGUUUCCUGAGUAG